Molecule: messenger RNA, 1222 nt
Organism: Papaver somniferum (opium poppy)
Lineage: Eukaryota; Viridiplantae; Streptophyta; Magnoliopsida; Ranunculales; Papaveraceae
Product: protein EXORDIUM-like
Exons: 1
Coding region: 102-1064 (320 amino acids)
Source: RefSeq, a predicted model, not a curated record
UAAUCACAUCCAAAACACCAAUUCUCUCCUUCUCUACUUACUUUCAUUUGCAAUUCCGAUUCUCUCACAAGAAUUACUCAGCUUUGCUCAAUAGAACAGGAAUGGCUUCUUCUUCAUCUUCUUUCAUGAUACUUCUUCUAAAUGCUCUUUUACUAGUUUCAUUCUUUCAGUUCUCUGUAGCUACUGGAAGGAAACUCAAUGAGUUAGUACAAGAACAGCCUAGUGUACCAUUAAAAUACCACAAAGGAGCUCUUCUUUCUGGGAAGAUUUCUGUUAAUCUCAUCUGGUAUGGUAAUUUCAAACCUGCCCAGAGAGCUAUUAUCUCUGAUUUCUUCAGUUCAGUUCAUUCAACUUCAACCCAAUCAAAAAAUGAACCAUCUGUUUCUACAUGGUGGAAGAAAACAGAGAAGUACUACCAUCUACCAACUUCUACCAGGAAACCCACUUCAUUAGUUUUGAAAUUAGGGAGGCAAAUCUUUGAUGAGAAGUACUCAUUGGGUAAAUCUCUUAGCAACAAGAAAAUUGUCAGAUUAGCAUCCAGAGGUGAACAGAGAAAUGCAAUCAAUGUUGUAUUGACUUCUGCUGAUGUUGCUGUUGAUGGGUUCUGUUCUAGCAGAUGUGGUACUCAUGGUUCUUCAAUUUCUGCUACAAAGAAAUCCAAAUUUGCUUACAUUUGGGUUGGAAACUCUGAGACUCAAUGUGCCGGUCAAUGUGCUUGGCCUUUCCAUCAACCAAUUUAUGGACCACAAGGCUCACCAUUAGUUGCACCAAACAAUGAUGUUGGAGUUGAUGGUAUGGUGAUCAAUUUGGCCAGUCUAUUAGCCGGAACAGCAACAAAUCCUUUCGGAAAUGGGUAUUACCAAGGACCAGCUGAAGCACCUUUAGAAGUUUCUUCUGCUUGCACCGGAAUUUAUGGAACAGGAGCAUACCCUGGUUAUGCCGGAAAUCUGCUAGUUGAUUCGAGUACCGGUGCCAGUUACAACGCCAAUGGUGCUAAUGGAAGAAAGUUCUUGUUGCCGGCAUUGUUUGAUCCUGCUACAUCUACUUGCUCAACUUUGGUCUAGUAAUUUCAAUAAGAAGAUAUGUACACAGUUUUAGAGAGAUAUGUAUAAUAGGGAGGGGGUUUAGUGAGGGUUUGAAGUUUAUGAUAAUGUAACAAUUUAUUCAUUCUUUUUUAAAUCAAUGAAAAAAGAGCAAAAAACUUCUUUUGCUUUUUGAAAAA